Dictyostelium purpureum is the source of this 1389-nucleotide messenger RNA. RefSeq lists its product as uncharacterized. The transcript is spliced from 4 exons. Bases 1 to 1389 code for a protein of 462 amino acids. Gene Ontology annotation, cellular component: nucleus; preribosome, small subunit precursor; preribosome, large subunit precursor. Lineage: Eukaryota; Evosea; Eumycetozoa; Dictyosteliales; Dictyosteliaceae. The record is from RefSeq and is a predicted model, not a curated record. Gene Ontology annotation, biological process: rRNA processing.
AUGACAGAAUCAACCAAAGUUGCUAAAACUGUUGUAAAUAAAAAAGAAAGAACAAUUGAUAUUGUAAUCGCACAUAAAUUAAAUAGUGGUAGUAGUAACUUUAAACAACAAGCUCUCAUUAAACUUAGAACUGCUGUUAAACACGAAAAACUAUCAGAAAUUCAAUUAUUAAAAAUUUGGAAAGGUUUAUUUUUAAGUUUUUAUAAUACAGAUAAAUUAGUUGUUCAAGACGAAGUUUCAACUAAAAUUGCAGAAUUAACAACAUUAUUUAAAGAUUAUAAUGAUUCGUUUUUAUUUGUAAAGUGUUUUUUUAUAACAUUACAAAAUCAUUGGAAUCACAUUGACCAAUAUCGUGUUGAUAAAUUUUAUUUAUUAUCUCGUAAAAUUGUACAUUCAUCAUUCAAAUUAUUAAAGAAAUAUUAUGUUGCACCAAAGGAAGGAGAAGAACUUCAAAAUAAAUCAAAUGACGAAAUCUAUAGUGGUUUAGUUAAAGUUUUCAAAGAUACAGUACUCAAUCCAAAGAACUCUACAUUAACCAAUGGUAUUGUUUUACAUUUUGCCGAUAUCUAUUUAGAAGAGUUAUUUAAAGUUACACAAGGUGCCAUGGAUCCAUUCUAUCUCACUAAAAUUCUUUUACCAUUUAUUAAUUUCUUAUCAAAGAGUGAAGAUGAUGUAGCCUGCAGACGUAUUAAAGAAAGAGUUUUCACCCGUCUUGUAACCACCUAUUCAAUCUUUGAAAAGAAAGAUGCAUUUUAUUUACCAAAGGAGGGUAUUAGAUAUUCAGAUGAUAAACCAGAACUCUUUAUUGUUGAUUAUGGUAUGCUUUCAAAAUUAUUCUUCAAAUGUGCUUCAUCCAAGACCACAUUAGAAGUUAACAGAAAAAUGAUGUAUUCUUUAAAAAACCAAAUGAAUAGAGCCUAUUUAGCAUUCAAAGAAAUUGAAGAAUCAGCAGAUAAUAUUUUAGAUGAAAAUGGUAAUUAUAUUAAUCCAGAAAUGGAAGAAGAAAUUGAAGGCGAAGAAGAGGAAGAGAUUGUCGAAGAUGAAGACGAUGAAGAAAUUGAAGACGGUGAAGAAAUUGAAGAUGAUGAAGAAAUUGAAGGAGAUGCUGAUAUUGAUGACGAAGAAGAUGAUGAAGAAAUGGAAGGAGAUGCCGAUAUUGAUGAUGAUGAUGAUGAGUUUAAUGAAGAUAUUGAAGAGGAAGAGGAAGUUCCACCACCAAAAAAUAAUAAAAAAAAUAAUAACAGCAAACCACAACAAAAAUCACAACCACAACAAAAAAAACCACAAUCACAACAAAAACCACAACCACAACAAAAAAAACAACCACAAAAGCCACAACAAACUAAAGUUUCAUCAAAAAAAGCACCAACAAAAAAAUCUAAUAAAUAA